AUUACAAAAGGCUGCAGACGAAAACAUACAAAGAACAAUAGAUCGAGUUUGUGUAUUAUACUCUUUCGCAAAUAUAGAAUAGUAUAAUCAAUAACUUGCCGUUGGUAAUUCAUAACAUGAUAGGAUAACAUAUUUUAGUGAUUUGCUAAUUGUUUGCUUGCAAGUUGAAUUUGUGGAAAAUAAGUAUUUUAAAUCAAAGCCAUGGCAAAAACUUCUUUGGACCCUUCUCAAAUAUUUUACUCGGAAGCUACACUAAGAAAUACUUCAUGGGAUGGAAAAUUGAUUGGAGAAGAGCUCGAUGACUACAUGAACAACAGGCAAAAUAUAGGUGCAAUACCACCACUUCCAGUCACACGACACAACAACAACUGGGUUACAAAAAACAACAGACGCCUUUGGAUCUGUCAACACUUGCAAAGGCUUAGGAGGCUCAACAUGAUCAGAGUGAAAAUAGAAAAUUUCGUACCCAGCAACAUGCAAAAUACUAUUACUAUAAUCGGAAACGUCGGUGGACGAUGGGCCAGUCGUAAAGCAAAUGAUUCCUAUCUUUCCGAGGUACUUACUGGCGUUGGCGUUGGCGUAUUAGGUGUUCUCGGCUUCGCACUUCUGAGGUCAUUGUUGAGAUAACUGAAUAAAAGGUGUUAUCGCCAUUGUUUAUACAUUUCCACGUGUAUACUUGGGCUUAUGUGAACAAUUACAAAUGAAACCCAUUUUCCUGGUUGUAUUUACUUUCUUUCACUAUUGAUCUUAUAAUCUUGGAGUCUCUGAGGAUAUGGGUUGGGUUCCGUCAACUAUACGCCAGUGGAAGACGGUGAGUAACUACUGGGACCUGCUUUUCCACUACUAACUCUUCACGAUUAAAUAAGCGUAUAACACUGGACUAAUACUAAAGAAUGAACUGUAAGAACUGGUUCUGCUUUGUUAGAAAACAUUUAAAUCAUUACGGGUUAGUGCAGUACUCUGAUUUUACUAUAACAAUAUCUAAAUAUAAUAUUGCCAAGCAUGUUGGAGAAGCUGUUUAAAGGUCAUAAUAGUAGUGGAAUAAUAGUAUUAAUGCUGUCCAUUGAAACUCCGGUAGAGGUGGUAACAAACUUCGAACAUACUGUACCUUUGAAAAAGAGUUUUGUGUUGAGAGGUAUUGCACUAUGAUACUGUGUAAAUGUGGAAGUGGAGUUGCUCUGCUCCAACUGAGACAGGAAGAUAUGAAGGUUUACCUAUAGAAAGAAGGAUCUGUCCGUUUUGUAAUGUCAAUACCGUUAAUGUAAUUGAAAAUGACAGCCAUGUUUUGCUUGAUUGUACUAUGUACAAUGAUAUCGGAGAUAUCCUUUUUAGUAAGGCCAUUGUUUCUGCGCCAAAUUUUAUGGACAAGAGUAAUGCUGAUAAAAUGAAAAUUCUUUUUACUUCCGAUGUUCUGACUAGAGUAUUAGCCAAAACCUGCUUUUUAAUAUUACAAAGAAAACAGUUUUAUCUGUGUAAAUAAUAUCUAUCUAUUAUAAGUGAUUUCCUUUUACUACUACUGAGAAACAAUUGCUAAUAGAAUAAGCCUCAACAUCAUUUUAAAGCUGAGUAUUCUAGUUACAUUUUAAAAAUUAAAGUUGUAUCUGGUUAGACUGAUUAGCAGUUGUUGCUCAAUUUUAUCCACAUAGUAGUGUGAUAUAUGCAAAGUUUAUUACUGUGAAAGUAAUCCAUUUGUCAAUUAUUGUUAUUAUUAUUAUUUUCAACAUAAAGUGUUUUGAUGAUGUGAUAUUGUUAGAUCACAGACUUAAUGUAGGGAGAAUAAGAAUGUUUGCAAUGUUUGCCUUAUUUGAAUAUGAAUAGAUGACAAGGGGAUUUAUUACUGGACAUGACAAAACAAUUUCUUUAAUAUAGACAACACUGGGUUGUCUGUGAUUAACAAUAGUUGGUAUAUCUUAUCAAAUUUACCAUUAUGGUAGUAGAUUUUGUAGUCAUUGUAAAUUUAAGUUAUAAGUCUAUUAAUUCUUCAUACAAGUGCAUACAUAUUCUUCAUUGUACUUCGUAUGCUUAAUUAUUGUUAAUGGGAUGUGACUGACUGAACUAAAUACCUUAGUCACUUGUUCGUUGAAUUAUGAAUUUGACUUCUACAUUUAACAUAUCAGCAUACUCUGAGGCAACUUUCCCUCACCAGAUUCACACACAUACACACACGCGCGCACACACAGACAAAUGCAGACACACACAGAGACACAGACAACACACACGCACUAACACAUGUACAGAUGCCUAUACUUUUUUAAUUGAUGUGGUUACACACAUAUACACACACCCACACCAACACAAACACUCACACACGCAAACACGCAUGCACACACACACUUGUCAGUACUUUUUUUUAAAGUCAUCUGGUUUAACAUACACACAGACACCUGCACACAGACACGCAUAACACAUAUGUACACACACAUGCAUCUGUACUUUUAUAAGUAAUCUGGUUGCUUUUUGUUGUAUGUAUUGUUAUUUUUACCGUUUUAUAUGUGUCUUAAAAUUCUAAAAUUGAAUGGUCAUUUACACAUGUUUUUAAUGCUUUGAUGUAUAAUUCAAUUUGUAUAUAUUUUGUAAAUAGAAGAGACUGAAAUACAUAAAAUAAAACAUAAUUUGCA
Messenger RNA from Mercenaria mercenaria, 2618 nucleotides. RefSeq lists its product as uncharacterized. The transcript has 2 exons. The record is from RefSeq and is a predicted model, not a curated record. Lineage: Eukaryota; Metazoa; Mollusca; Bivalvia; Venerida; Veneridae. The coding region runs from base 202 to 627 and encodes 141 amino acids.